This is a messenger RNA of Cladophialophora psammophila CBS 110553, 1122 nucleotides long. RefSeq lists its product as uncharacterized. Gene Ontology annotation, molecular function: (3R)-hydroxyacyl-[acyl-carrier-protein] dehydratase activity. Gene Ontology annotation, cellular component: mitochondrion. NCBI's taxonomy places the organism in Eukaryota, Fungi, Ascomycota, Eurotiomycetes, Chaetothyriales, Herpotrichiellaceae. The record is from RefSeq and is a predicted model, not a curated record. The coding region runs from base 1 to 1122 and encodes 373 amino acids. The transcript has a single exon.
AUGCCGACUGAUGAAGGUCUCUGGGACAGCUUCAAUAUUCGCGCGCUACGGAAAUCCCUCCAGAGCCACCUCUCACUUUCGGACCUUCGACCAGCAAAUGUUGUCCCUCCUGGUUAUCAUCAAGUAUCAUUCAACAAACUACCUUAUGAGCAUGAGCUAGGCCACGACGGUGCUGAAAAGCGCCAUGCGCCCAACGAUGAGUGGAAGUAUCGGGUCUGGGCUGGAGGCUACAUGGAAUUCCAGAUCCCCAAUAUAUGGACCGACCGGCCCAAAAUCGUCGCUGUCAAUGAAAGGAUCACAGACACUCGACUAGUCGGCGAUCUUGCCAGUGAAAACGCCAAAGUAUUCGUCACGUUAACAAGGACUCUCUUUCCCGCCAUGGUGGAUCCCCAAGGGAAGCCUGUGCGCAGGAGGCUGGGAGGCCUUCGCGCCACGAACCAAAGGGACAACAUCGUGCUCAAAGAGGAGAAAUACCUCUGCUUCAUGCGAGAAAUCCCAGACAGUCUCAAAUCGACGGCUUCGCCUCGCCGUAAGCUACCGCCUCCUUCUAACCCGGUGUAUUCCCAAAGCAUGGUCCCUUCACCAACGCUGCUCUUUAGAUUCAGCGCACUGUCGAGAAACGCCCACGCCAUACAUCUCGACGCAGAAUAUACCCGACUGGUCUACAACCUCCCAAAACUCAUAGUGCACGGCCCGCUCACCUCUGUCCUAAUGCUGGAUAUCCUUGGAGAAGCGCUCGCUCUCUACACGGCCGGGAAACCGUACACCUUCGCCGUGCGGACAUUUCAGUACAAGAAUCUUCUGCCGCUAUUUGUGAAUGAACAGAUCACAAUUGCGUGCAAGAAGUUGCACGACAUUCAGCCGCAAGGGACGAAAUUUAAGUCCGCGUUUGGUGGAGUGACGUGGGAGAAAUGGGAGGUCUGGAUCCAAAAAGGAGUAGGCGAAGAUGCGACCGUGGCGGUUCGAGGAUCGGCUUGGGUUUCGCCGGUGGCGCAUCGCGGCGCAGAGGCCUCGUCGGAAGCUGCUGCUGAGGCAUUGGGUCCGUCGAACGUGGAAACUCAAAAUCCAGAUUUGAAUGGGGAGGAAGAAGAGAAGCAGGCGACGAAGACUUCGUCGGAGUGA